Molecule: messenger RNA, 846 nt
Organism: Tetrahymena thermophila SB210
Lineage: Eukaryota; Ciliophora; Oligohymenophorea; Hymenostomatida; Tetrahymenidae
Product: kinase domain protein
Exons: 1
Biological process (GO): protein phosphorylation
Molecular function (GO): ATP binding; protein kinase activity
Source: RefSeq, a predicted model, not a curated record
AUGGAUAAAUACGAGCUCUAAACUCUUCUUAGCUCCUCAGAAACGGCAGACGUUCAUUUAUGUAGCACACCCAAAAAUACAGCAAUUAAGAUAUUUAAGAAAGAAGUUGCUUUUAAAAUGGAGCUCAAAUCUCUUACAUUUUUAGAAAAAAUACCAAAUGUAAUCAAAAUGAAAGGUUUCAUAGAUGAGUUACCAACUUAGGCAAUCUUCUUAGAGUAUGCCUCUAAUGGAACUCUCUUUAAAUUCGUAGCUAAUAACAACGGAUUAACCGAAGAAGGAGCUCACUAUUUCUUCAAGCAAAUAAUUAAAGUUGUUGAGAUUUUACACUCAUCUUAAAUAGUUCAUAGAGACAUUAAAUUAGAAAAUAUAUUGCUAGAUGAAAAUUAUAAUGCCUACUUGUGUGAUUUUGGAAAUGCCAUUUUCUUAAAGUAAAUUCAUGAUUUAGAAUUUAUUCCAAGUGCCGGUACAUAAUGCUGCAGAGCACCUGAAUUGAUUAGAUAGAAAUCUGAUAAUUUGUUGGUUCCAAGAAAACCUGAUGCUAUCGAUUUGAAGAAAGCUGAUGUAUUUAGUUUAGGAGUAUUACUUUUUACUAUGGUUUUUUGUAAGCAGCCCUUUUCAAAAGCAGAUUCUAGUGAUUUUUUCUUUUAAACUCUUACAAAGAGCAAGUCUAAGUUUUGGAAUUUGUUUGCGAUUGAACCAUCUCCACUCCUUAAAGAUCUUAUAAAUCAACUAAUUGCUCCAAAUCCAUCUGAUAGGCUUACUAUCUAAGAAAUUUUAAGUCAUCAAUGGAUUGUUUAGACAGAAUCUAGUGUUUAAAAUUUAAAAAAAGCUAGUGAAAAAGAAUGA